UAGAGUUUAUAAAGACCGCCGCGUCUUUGUGUAUAUCGCCUCCACAGAUCUAAUCGCUAAAGUCAUCGUCGUCGUCGUCUCUUCUCUCAAAAUCAAAACCGUUGUUAUAAAAAUGGCUGAGGCAACGCCUGCUUUGAGGAAGCCUGUGUUCACCAAGGUUAAUGAGCUGAGACCAGGAACCAGUGGUCACUCGCUGAAUGUGAAAGUUGUCAACACGAAGAUGGUGUUGCAGAGAGGAGGAGGAGGUCGUCCCAUGGGUCCUCAGGCACGUCAGAUGCGAAUUGCAGAAUGUUUAGUUGGUGAUGAGACUGGAAUCAUAAUCUUUACAGCAAGAAAUGAUCAAGUGGAUUUGAUGAAAGAGGGCAGUGUAUUGACUCUGCGUAAUGCAAAGAUCGACAUGUACAAGGGGUCUAUGAGGCUUGCAGUUGAUAGAUGGGGACGUGUUGACGUCGCAGAGGAGCCCACAGACAUCACCGUGAAGGAUGAUAACAAUCUUUCGCUAAUCGAGUAUGAGCUUGUGAGCGUCGAAGCUUGAUAUGGUUCCUCCACAAAAGAAAGCAGAGCGACUCAAAAAAAACUUAUGUUCUAGUUGGAGAAGCAAAAGCCUCUUUGGUUUGAGUUUUGCUAUAUCAGAAUUUGCUGGUGGAUUUGAGUCUUUAUGUAGUAUCCGGCUUGCCUUUGAUCUACCGUUCUUGUUUUGAAAAUCAGGUUGCCGUCUUUUUGUAGAUUGAUUCUCUAUUUAAAUAUCAUGGGAUGAUCUUUCUCUUGUUUUAGUUUUUGUUCUUAUGUUUUUCCUUGGAAACAAAUUAUAAAGGCAUACUACUUUCACA
Arabidopsis lyrata subsp. lyrata is the source of this 830-nucleotide messenger RNA. RefSeq lists its product as uncharacterized. The transcript is spliced from 3 exons. The coding region runs from base 113 to 535 and encodes 140 amino acids. The record is from RefSeq and is a predicted model, not a curated record. NCBI's taxonomy places the organism in Eukaryota, Viridiplantae, Streptophyta, Magnoliopsida, Brassicales, Brassicaceae.